Messenger RNA from Anisakis simplex (herring worm), 669 nucleotides. NCBI's taxonomy places the organism in Eukaryota, Metazoa, Nematoda, Chromadorea, Rhabditida, Anisakidae. The record is from the annotation of a GenBank genome assembly.
AUGAAUAAUUCAGAUCUUAUUCUAUCUAAUCAGCUUUACAUUAAUGUCUACGUCUUGAAGCAGCAGCAGCAGCAACAAGCAUUACUGUGUUAUGAUGAGAAUGAAGGGAGUGCCUGUGGAACAACAAGCUCGUUACCUAUCUCGAACGUUAAAUGUGAACAAGCGUCACCCCAACAUUCUGAUAACUGUUCGCUCUCAACUCGAUCCGAAGAUUCGCUUUCAUUGAACAAUUGCUACGCAUUCAACGCACAACAGCAACAAUCAACAUUCAGCGAUGCAGCUCAGAUGGAUAUCUAUCGAGAUCUGAUUUUACGUCAUCUUAUUCAAGAUAUUAGCACUACUUGUGCUAAACUUGCACUUCCAACUGACCCAUAUGUGUGGACAGCUGAGCACAGCGCUCGAUGGAUUUCGGAGAUGUGCAUGCAGUUUCAGCUGCAUGCACCACGCGCACUGUUUCUAUCGGGACGUGUUCUGUUGGCGAUGAAUCAAGAAGAGUUCAUGGCACGUGCACCUGAUGGUGGUGACACGUUGCACGCACAAUUGCAGCUAUGGAAAACGGGUUACAUUUAUUCAUUUGUUUUCUGUACUACGAGCUUUUGUCGCCUUCAUUACCUUCGCAAUUCAUUUCAGCAUUCGAAUCGUACACCCAACAACAAAACAGCAGUGUAA